This is a messenger RNA of Schistosoma rodhaini, 1017 nucleotides long. The record is from the annotation of a GenBank genome assembly. Lineage: Eukaryota; Metazoa; Platyhelminthes; Trematoda; Strigeidida; Schistosomatidae.
AAAGAUGUUCUCCUUUUGUUUAUAUGGAACAUUACUACUUCUAUGUGUACAAAGUGUUGCAUCAUAUCGAAAAGGAAAUUCGGACUGUCUUCUAGAUUACGACGAGGGCAUAUGCAGAGCUCUAUUGAAACGUUUCUACUACGACAGUGUAAAUCAAACUUGUGAAAUAUUUUAUUACGGUGGAUGUCUUGGAAAUGGAAACAACUUUAUAAGCAAGGACGAAUGCGAGCGGAAGUGUGGGGGGCGGACUAACAGGACAGAAAAGUCAUUCGAUAAUACUGAAACAACAAUCACUACUCAGAAACCACUCAGCGUUGGUGCUAAAAUAGUCUUAGGUAUUCUGGAUAUCAAGAACAAAGUUUCCAAUUUAUUCAAGAAAAUCAAAGGUGAAAAAUAACUUAGACAUUUUUUAAAUUUAUAAAUAUUCUCAAUGAUAAUACCUCGCAUUCUCCUUUAACAUUUUCAUAAACUAUUCCAAGAAUAUUAGAUGAAUUAUGAUUCGAUAUACAAGAUAUUAACGAAAAGGAUUGUAACAGUUUUCAUAAUGAACAAUGUACAAUGUCGAAUAAUCUCCACGAAUUCAUGUCCCAGUUGAUUAUUUGUAGACUUACUUACUUACUUACUUACUUACUUACUUACUUACUUACUUACUUACUUACUUACUUACUUAUUUACGCCUGUUACCCCUCGUUGAGGAGUAUAGACCACCCAAUAGUAUUUUCCAUUCAACCCUCUCCUGAACAGUCCUUUCCAGUUCUUUCCAGUUGUUAUUCAUCAUUAUCAUAUCUACUUUAAUCUCACGACGUAAUGUGUUCUUUGGCCCUCUUUUCUUCCGCUUCCCUUCAACAGUCCAAGAAAGGGCUUACCUCGUGAUGCAGAUUAUUUGUAGAAUUCUUGAUUAAUUGUUUAUUAUUUUGACGAAAUUUGUCUUCGGAUCAUUCAGAUAUAUUCAGAUAUGACAUAAUCAAUAGUUUAAAUAUUUUUAUAGAAUAUUCAAAAAAUAAAGAAUCAUCGAGC